CUCUUACACAUUCACACGACUCGAUAUCUUGCUAAAAACGCGUCAUUUUAUACAUGAAUACCGUGGCUGAUUCCGAUUGGAACGCCAGAAGAAAUGCAUUCUUAAACUCGGUACUCGAGCAACUCCUUGAAGCCCGUUUCGAAAUUGAGGUUCUCAAGAAACGCGUUGAAAAAGAGCGCGCUGAAUAUCGCUGUCAGCGCGUCGACCCCACCAUUGGCCUUCCAGACCUGCCUGGAACCCAGCCAAUGCCUCAUGAAUGGCAGACGGAUUUGGCCGUUAGAUUACAAACCGCUGAAAUGGGAUUCGACAAAGCGAAAGAGGAAUACAACAAAAUGAAGGAAUCACUCACCGCCGCAAACACAGAAGUGGCGUUCAUCAAGUCGCGUAACCAACAGUUAGAAUAUGACCUUUUUGAAGUUCGAACUCAACGUGACCAGCUUCUUGAAGAACAAGGACACCUCUCCGCUGUCCUGAGAAACGAUUACGCUGCUCAAGCCUUUCCAGAUAAUGGCACUAAUGGGCAAUGGUCGCUUGCUAGAGGAACAAUACCCAAACUUCUCGCUACAAUCGAGGCUCGGGACGCGGAGAUAAAGAAUUUACAAGAAACAGUCAACAGAGAGCACACUACGAACGAACAGUUGAAGCAGAGACUCGCGACCGUCUCUGAGAUGCAAAACACGAGUAAAACUGUUUUUGAGACCAUUAGCACACGAUUACAUGCCACGGCAUCCACACGUACGCGAAGUGCAAGUGAGUCAAAUCCAAACCGCAAUCCUGGAACGGAAAAGGAAACUACUCUUCCCGUUGAUCGCCAACCUUCCACGCUACGAUCAACCAGGUCCGUGAUUACCAGGAAGUCCUCGCUGGCAACAUCGAACAAUACCUCAUACAUCACCAACAUACCAGAAGAAAGGCUAAGAACCUUACGAGACUUUGACACAGUUAUCGCUCCUGCUUCGAGUACUGCGACUAGCACCAACGCCCCGUACACUCGGGAUUUCUUAAAGACAAACGUUGGUGGUAGCAUCCAACCUCUUAUUGUUAGAGUUACGCACAGUCAAACAGCGCUGGCUGAAAAGCAUGGAAUCAACUGUUAUCUGUGCCCUAACCUGGAGCAUAACCCUUGGUGUCCUACCAUUCCCGGACAACAUGGCUAUAUCUUCGUAGGCCUUGGAGUGGACAAAGAUGCUUUUGCAGGGAAGGAGGAAUUCUAUACGGUUUUUGUUGGUAUCAAGGAGGGCUCUUCACGGCGUUUCCGUUACCUCGGGCGGUAUACUGCUACACAUGUAGCACCUUUGACGGUUGCGGAAUGGAAUACUCUCGCUCCAUCUGUUCAAAUGACUUACUCCGAAACGACGAAGAAAAAGACGAAAGACACCAGGCCGGUGGAAAAGAUAAAGAGUCUGUAUGAUGAAGGAGCUCUUAGUGUCCCUUGCGUCCUUCUCGAGUGCGUGGGCAUCGACCACGAACUUUCAAGCAGUUUGGAGUCGGCUCUUCAUAAUGGUCCGGCACUGAAAACUGGAUCCGUCUCUCCUUCAAAGAGGCGGCGCGAAAUUCAGGAUGAAGGAGAAACUGUCAGCCACACCCGUACCCGAAGGACUACAACUAGCCUGAAUGGAGUUGCUGCUUCGAAUGCUAGUCGGUUGUGAUCGUCAUAGGUUGUGUAUAUAUAUUGAAUAUCUAUCCUCUGGUAAAAAAUACCAUCACGUAUAUGUAUACCCUAAUUCGCCAUUUGUAACUAAUCCUGCUAUCCGAGAAGUUAUUUUUUUACUAAUCCGUUGCUAGAGCGAUGUUUAACUCGCACAAAGUAGGUUUCCUUUUAGAUCGAAGCGGCCCU
Desarmillaria tabescens is the source of this 1837-nucleotide messenger RNA. RefSeq lists its product as uncharacterized. The record is from RefSeq and is a predicted model, not a curated record. NCBI's taxonomy places the organism in Eukaryota, Fungi, Basidiomycota, Agaricomycetes, Agaricales, Physalacriaceae. The transcript has 8 exons. Bases 54 to 1649 code for a protein of 531 amino acids.